Messenger RNA from Brienomyrus brachyistius, 1352 nucleotides. Its product is annotated as PI-PLC X domain-containing protein 1-like. The record is from RefSeq and is a predicted model, not a curated record. Gene Ontology annotation, biological process: lipid metabolic process. Gene Ontology annotation, molecular function: phosphoric diester hydrolase activity. Lineage: Eukaryota; Metazoa; Chordata; Actinopteri; Osteoglossiformes; Mormyridae. The coding region runs from base 153 to 1103 and encodes 316 amino acids. The transcript is spliced from 7 exons.
CACACACACACACACACACACACAUCACAGGCUCCUUUUACUUUUAAUUACUAAAAUUAAAACGAAGUGCAUUUUUGAAAUAUGGAACAUGUAGACGGUCCCUAAGUUUGAUUCUCCUAAUUUAAUGCCAAAGGACACGGUAAGGGUUCAUCAUGGAGGGCACAAGAGGAAAGGUGAAAUUAGGAACCGAGUCGGACUGCGCAGACUGGAUGUCCCAACUACCCGAAGAUCUAUGGAAUAUUCCUCUGAGCAGUCUUGCGAUCCCAGGAAGUCACGAUACCAUGACAUACUGUUUGGACCGCAGCUCUCCUCUGGUGUCGGAGCCCCCGAUUCUGAGCGUGAUGGACUUCAUCGUGCCGUGUAUAACCCGCCCGUGUCUCUAUAAGUGGGGGACCACGCAGGAACAGCAGGUCGCUGCCCAGCUCGACGCCGGUAUACGAUACUUAGACCUACGGAUCGCACACAAGAGAGGCGAUUUCUCCUGUGCCUUUUACUUUGCUCACGGGAUUUAUACCCUCCUGACGGUGGAAGACGCUCUCAGCGAUAUCGCUGCCUGGCUGAAAUCUCACAGAAAGGAAGUGGUUAUUCUUGCAUGUUCCAUGUUUGAUGGUUUGAAUGACGAGCACCACAAGCUUUUGAUUGGUUUAAUCAUUAACUUGUUCGGGGACAAAAUUUGUCCUAACACGGUAAAUCCUUCGCUGGGGAUCAUGUGGAAACUGGGCUAUCAGGUCAUAGUCUCUUAUGACCAUGAAGCAGGUUCCUCUUAUGAAGAACUGUGGCAUCAGAUCCCCUACUGGUGGGCUAAUGAGCUGGACCCUCAAAAAGUCAUUGCAUACCUGGAAGCCCAGAAGCGCGUUGGGAGGCCUGAUGGAUUUUUUGUGGCCGGACUCAAUCUCACAGAGAAUGCCAGAUAUAUUGUGACUCACCCUUGCCAGUCCCUGAACAGCCUGACAACGAGGAGUUACUCCGCCUUUUUGGAAUGGGUGCCGACUCAGAGUCCCGGGCUAGGGAGAGCCUGCCUGAAUAUCAUUUGCGGAGACUUUGUAGUCGGAAUGAAACGUUUUGCCUCAAUGGUCAUUGAUCUCAAUAAGAAGCUUUUGUAAAGCCCACUGUAAUAAUACCUAGCAGGAGCUAUAUUCAUCCUUCUUUCCAUAUACGUUUCCCUCUCCUUACUGAAAUAACGGCUAGAAACGUGCUUUAUAAAUAUUUUUAUAUGCAGCACUGCAUAGUUAUAUAUUUAAAGUAUUAAUUUGUAGAAAUUAAAGGAGUUAUAUAUAUUUAUAUUAUUUAUCCAUAACUGCGUAUCAUAGAUUAUAAUACAUACAAUAAACUUUCAGUUUAGAGCAACAGAA